Molecule: messenger RNA, 1828 nt
Organism: Rhopilema esculentum
Lineage: Eukaryota; Metazoa; Cnidaria; Scyphozoa; Rhizostomeae; Rhizostomatidae
Product: chitobiosyldiphosphodolichol beta-mannosyltransferase
Cellular component (GO): endoplasmic reticulum
Molecular function (GO): mannosyltransferase activity
Source: RefSeq, a predicted model, not a curated record
AGGCAAAGUAAUAUGAUCGUGUUUUUGUCAAAAUGGAGGACGCACUUUAUGCUAUGGUUUGUCUGAUUGCUGUAGUGCAAUCAAUUCUAGCGAUAAUUAUGAUAGUUUGUAUGAUAUUCAGGCUAAAGAAAUCAAAAAGAGUUUGUGUUUUAGUCAUUGGUGAUAUAGGUCGAAGCCCACGCAUGCAAAAUCACGCAAUAUCUCUUGCCGAAUUUGAUUUUCAAGUUGAUUUUGUUGGACUUUCCGGUUCAUCACCAGCUCCAGAAGUUUUACAAAACAAGAACAUCAAGAUCCACCAUCUGGUUAAUUGCCCAGCGAAAAUAAAAGGGAUACCACACAAAGUUUUCCUGUUGAUAAAGGCACUGUUCCAGUCAAUUUCAUUAUUUUACUAUCUCAUUUUCAAAGUUGACAAAUGUAGUCACAUGCUUGUGCAGAAUCCACCUUCAAUACCAACAUUAGCAGUGGUGUGGUUUGUUUGCUGCAUCAAAGGAAGUUCUUUUGUAAUUGACUGGCACAAUUAUGGGUACACUAUACUGAGCAUGAACUUGAAAAGUGACAAAGCUCUAUUAGUCAAUUUUGCCAAAUGGUACGAGGGAUUCUUUGGCAGAAAGUCACAUGCAAAUUUUUGUGUGACCAAGGCAAUGCAGAAUGAUCUCAGAAGCAGAUGGGAUGUUAGCUCAUCAGUACUGUAUGAUCGGCCUGUUGCUCGGUAUAGAAAAACAAGCAUAGAGGAAAAACAUAAGCUCUUCAUGAAACUAGCAGCUGAACAUAAAGAAGCUUUUUCUUGUGGCAGACAAACAAAUAAUGGUGUUGAGGUAACUGCAUUUACUGUUAAAGAGCCAGGAUUUCCCGCACAGCUUAAAAAAGAUAGACCGUUUUUGCUUAUAAGCAGCACAAGUUGGACAGAGGACGAAGAUUUUGGUAUCUUACUAGCUGCCUUAGAGGAGUAUGAAUUUCGUAAAGAGAUGGACAAUACUUUGCCAAAGAUUGUUUGCGUCAUCACUGGUAAAGGCCCUUUAAAGGAUUACUAUGUGAAUCAAAUCAACAUGAAGAAAUUUGAGAAUGUGACCUUUGUUACUCCUUGGUUCUCAGCCGAAGACUAUCAACAAAUGAUAGGCGCUGCAGAUCUUGGUGUGUGCCUGCAUACGUCUUCUUCUGGACUGGAUCUUCCAAUGAAGGUUGUCGAUAUGUUCAGUUGUGGAGUUCCGGUUUGUGCAGUUGGAUUCGACUGCCUUAACGAGCUUGUUAUUGAUGAUGUAAACGGAAGAGUAUUUCACACGUACGCAGAACUGGCCCAGCAGUUUGAGGAUCUGUUACGAGGUUUUCCGAAAGAACAUGAUACACUUAGGAGGUAUGAAGACAACUUACAGCCUUUUCAAAACUCAAAAUGGAACCAUCAGUGGGAAGCUAUCGCAAAACCAAUUUUUAAAAACCAAAAUUAAGCGAUGUCCACUAAGCAGUGUACAUUCAAACGCAGAUAGUUUUAUAAAGCAUUGUCAUCUCUUAUAUAAGCUAUGCCUAGAGUGUUUUCCAAGUCGUGGGCAAGUGAACAGUGGUGAGCAGGAUUAAGCUAACUGAUACUGGUUCAAUUUAUUCAAAGGAAUACAAGAGAAGUUUGCCGGGCUUCUUCUCUACCUCUUCUCAGGCUGGUACUGCACUUGCUAACAAACUUAGAAUCCAAUUCCAAGAAAGCGUGUUUUAUUUGCAGUUCCUGGUGGGUAUUUCUAAGAAGUGCCAAGCCCAUUGCUGAGUAUAAGCAGUUUGCAGUACAACCAACAGCAAGACGAUCCAAAUUCCCGUUCUGUUUCGUCCUGAUUCCUUAUUUUUU